This is a messenger RNA of Hirsutella rhossiliensis, 762 nucleotides long. Its product is annotated as tc5 transposase DNA-binding domain-containing protein. The transcript has 3 exons. The record is from RefSeq and is a predicted model, not a curated record. NCBI's taxonomy places the organism in Eukaryota, Fungi, Ascomycota, Sordariomycetes, Hypocreales, Ophiocordycipitaceae. Bases 1 to 762 code for a protein of 253 amino acids.
AUGGGCACCCCCCUCGCCCUUGAGGCAAUCGCCAAUGGCGGAUCCGCCAAGAAGGCUGCUCGCGAUUGGGGCGUCCUGAGGGCAACUCUUUACAAUCGCAUGCAUGGUCACGAAUGCAGAAAGGAUGCAUUUUCUGCUCUUCAGAGGCUUUCUCAGACACAGGAAAAGCAACUUACCGAAUGGAUUCUCAUUCAGGACGCCUUGGGCCUUCCUCCCACUCACUCGCAGAUCAGGCAGUUCGCGCAGCGCAUGCUCGCCGUCAAAGGAGACCACACACCGCUCGGAAAACACUGGAUGCAAGCAUUUUUAAGACGAAAUCCUGCAGUUCGACCCAGAAGUGCCAUCACAGAGACUCUGCGCGUGUCAACGGCGCUUCUACCGAGGUACAACAUGGAUGAAGCAGGCAUCAUGGAAGGACUUGGGGAGAAUGGCCUGGUCGUUGGCAGUGCUGAAAAACGAUCUGUACAAAAGAAGACGCCUGGUUCUCGGGUCUGGACGUCGUUCAUCGAGUGCGUGUCCGCUGCCGGCACCUUCCUCCUCCACUCGUCAUUUUCAAGGGCAAAUCGGUCCAGAAACAGUGGUUCCCAGAAGAUCUCAGUACUUUUAGUGACUGGCAAUUCACUGCGACAAAGAACGGCUGGACUUCGGACCAAACUGCGGUGGAGUGGCUCGAAAGGUGUUCAUUCCAAGAACCCAGCCACCCGACCCUUCGGAGCGAAGACUGCUAGUAUUGGACGGCCACGGAAGUCACGAGACGGUUGA